AUGGAGGAAGAGUACCGGUUGGAGCACACGAAAAUUCCCGAUCCGUUAACCGGAACCUCGUCAAAUUCUGUAGAUAGCGGCCUUUCUAACACUACUCUCAAUACAUCGGUUUGCUUUUUUGUUUACAAUUGAAGUUUUUGUGCAAAAAAUGAAGGUUUAAAAAUAAAAUUUGCAGCUCCGUUCGGAAAGUGUCGAAAACGAUCCGCUAAUUGUUGAUGAAGCUAUCAGCCUAGAUGAUGACGUCGUUCAGAAAAGUGAUGACGUCACGGAAAACAAUUUCAAACUCUGGAAAGGCACCGAAUAUCUCAAAAGCACUCAGCUUUUCUCAAGUAAAGGUCAGUUUUUUCCGGAAAUUUUCCAAAAAUAAUCAAUAUUAUAACCCUAAUUCAGCUAAUUUGAAGAUCUCCUAACUUGAAAUGAUAAUUUUACAACGAUUGUGGAAUUUACACAUCGAAAUCAAGAGCGAAAUAGUCACAGAUUCCCGACACAACUAGUACGUGCCGCCAUAGCUCAGUCGGUUAGAGCGUGGGUCUAAUAAGCCCAAGGUCGCAGGUUCGACCCCUGCUGGCGGCAAAUCUCUUUUGCUUUUUUCUUGUCCCUACGGUUUUGAAAUUCAAAAUGACUAACCUGAUUUUCAGUGUCGCUGCUUUCGAAUGGAGCGCCAUUGUGCCGAAUAUGCCACACGACGAGUUCAACUCGUCAAAAUCCUUUGAUUUCUCCUUGCCGAUGUUCUGGAACGCUUCUUUAUGUUCAUAAAGGCUGCAUUGUGGUUAUUUAUUUAUUUAUUUUUCAAUACUCAGAGAAAUACUCAUGCUCAGAAAAUCUUGGAUUAGGUGUAAAAGGGUUCACUCACCCUAACAAAUCAAGCUCGUCCUAAGUUCAGAGUUAUUUAGAAAAUUUGAAAAAAAAAACCGAAACAAAAAACUUAACUUUUCUUUGAGGACUUGAAAAAUAAGUCCUCUAGUUUAUUCAUAGUAUCUUCGAGAUUUAAAGACACAACGGUCGAAAUAUUGAAAAAAUCCUUACAUCCUUGACUUAAUUUCCGAAUUGUUUUCACAAAUAUCCGUACUUUGAAAACCGUCCGAGCCUUGCAGAGAUGGCUGGAAAUGUCGACCCGGAAAAUGGUGCCAUCCCCACGUUGCGAGCUCUGCGGAUAUGACUACCGGCGCGGCAAUAUCUUCUCGGUAAGUAUUUCGGCUCAGACGGUUGAGAGCUUGUCUAUCUCUUUAGAGCUUGUUGGUUCGAUCCUUACUGAACAUUUUCAGAUGAGCUCCAUUCAUUUGCCGCACGUCAACAGAUCUUCUUGUAUUCUAAAUGUUCUAUUUAUGAUCGCCUUGGUUAUUAUGGUUAUUUGUGGCACUUUGACGGUCCGUUUCUUGCAAGCCAAUGCAGCUGCCAAGCAAAGAAGGUAUUUUCAAUUUUACUUGUCUUGAAAAUCCUCUUUUUUCUAGCAUUUUCGAGCCGGCAAUCACCUUGGCGCCAACUUAUACUUGGAGAAGACGCGGCUAUUUUGGUGGCGCUUUGAAUGGCGAUCCACCGCAGUUGGAAAUGUUAGAGCAGUGAGUUUCGGAAACAUUUUGAAAAUUAGACCUGCCUCAUCGUUAGAAAAGUUCCUAAAAGGCGCUAUAGUCGCCAUGUGAGUCCCUUUGGGCGCCGCCAUAGCUCACACUAAGAAUAACUGCCGAGAUAAACGCGAGACACUGGCGGUACAUUGACGAGCUCGCAAACAUCUCGCUUUUUUUCUCGCGCCGGUCUCGCAUUUUUCUGGGCGCCAGCUCGCACUUUUCUAGGCGCGAGCUCGCAUUUCUCUCGCAAUUUGAAAAUUUCCGAAAUGCAAGAUAAAUGCGAGAUGGCGCCGAGAAAAAUGCGAGGUCGCGCCGAGAGAAAUGCGGGAUCGCGCCUAGAAAAAAGCGACAUUUUUGCGAGUUAGUCAAUGUACCGCCACCGAGCUCGCGUUUAUCUCGUCAGUUAUUCUUAGUGCAGUCGGUUAGAGCGUGGGUCUAAUAAGCCCAAGGUCGCAGGUUCGACCCCUGCUGGCGGCAAACCUCUUUUUGCUGUUCACUCCUUGCUUUUAGUGCUCUCAAAUCCUUGAAAUAACCACAAAAUAUGCAAUUUUUUAGCCACUACGCCACCUAUCCACCUCUUUCCGAGCUUUUCGAUGCAAACGUGGUCAUUUGUGGAACAAUGUUCAUGACAGCCUUCUUGAUCGCCCUUUUCACUCAAUACAGGUUAGAAUUCCCAAAUAAAAAGGAUCUUUCACCAUUCCAAAUGCGAACAAAAAAUUUUCAGAGCCGAGGCCUCAAUCUUCCGCUGUAUUUUCCGAUUUUUCGUCAUCAACAAAAACUGGAUGAUCCGCAAUUAUGAUAUCAGGUGAGUGGAAUUGAACCAGCGAACUUUUCAUUCAAAUCAAGUUUCUUACCAAGAGAGUCAUUGUUGCAGAGACGAUCCGGAGAUGCAAGCGCGUAGAGAGGCGCGAAUCGCGGAAGAAGGGUCUCGACGCGAAGAAGAAGCCCACAGUAACCCUGAAAAAAGCGUCUGCUGA
Caenorhabditis auriculariae is the source of this 2542-nucleotide messenger RNA. The record is from the annotation of a GenBank genome assembly. NCBI's taxonomy places the organism in Eukaryota, Metazoa, Nematoda, Chromadorea, Rhabditida, Rhabditidae.